AUAAAGCAGCAGCAGGUGCGUCAAAGGUUACAGGAUUUUACAUGGCUACUUUGUCCUCAUACCUUGUGAAGGAGGAGGAAGAAGAAGAGGAGGAGGAAACGGAGGACGAGGAGGAUGAGGAAGAUGAGGAAGAGAAAAAAGAUGAAUCAGGUGACCAGAAGAAACAAAGAUCCUCCUGGGUUCCAAGCUUCUUCUUCAGAGUGGACAGAGAGAUGUAUCAUUAUGUCGGGCAGGAGAUCAUGAUAGAGGAAGGUCUUGACUCCUAUGCAGGCAUGAUAUGGCCAGCGGCUCUGGCUCUCUGCCACUACCUGGACACUCAUCGUGAAGAGCUGAAUCUUGUGGACAAGGCAGUCCUGGAGAUCGGAGCAGGAACUGGCCUGGUGUCUAUUGUAGCGUCACUCCUCGGUGCCUGGGUGACAGCCACAGACCUCCCAGUAGUACUGAACAACCUGAGAGUCAACCUGUCCAGGAACACCAGAGGGCGAUGCAGACACACACCCCAGUUGGCAGCUCUGUCUUGGGGCUACGACCUGGAGCGCACCUACCCUACAUCUGUGUAUCACUACGACUAUGUAAUGGCAGCUGAUGUGGUCUACCAUCACGACUUCCUGGACGAGCUUCUGGCCACCAUGAAGCAUUUCUGCAAACCAGGAACGACCUUGAUCUGGGCCAACAAGGUCAGGUUUGAGACUGAUCUGACUUUCACUAAGAACUUUAAAAAGUCUUUCCACACACGCCUGCUGACUGAAGAUGGAGAGAUGAAGAUCUUCAUGGCAACGUGUAGAGAAGAGGAAGGAGAAGGUGAUGUGGGGAUGGAAAUCCAAGAUCUGCUGACAGAGGAAGAUGAGGAGGAGGAAGAAAAAACGGAUGAUGAUGAGCUUCGUUAUGAUGAUGUUGAUGUAACUGAGGAACCUCAUAUGUUAGAGACUGAAAAAGAAGAUAAAGAGGAAGAACAAAGCAAAUCUGAUGAAAAGGAGAAGACGGAGGAGAUAAUGGUCCUCAAAGAUGAUGAGAAGGAAAAAGCAGAGAAAAACGAUUCAAAUAGCUCUGCAAUACCUCUGCAGCAGGGCAGAGCACCAAUCUGGGUUCCCAGCACCAACACCGGCUUUGGUAAAGACGUCUACCAUUUCGUAGGACAUGACAUCACCAUUUAUGAGUCUAUAGACUCAUUUGGAGCAGUGAUGUGGCCAGCAGCGUUGGCUCUGUGCUCCUUCCUGGACAACAACAGGCAGAGGGUGAACCUGCAGGGAAAGGAGGUGCUGGAGCUGGGAGCAGGAACGGGAUUGGUAACCAUUGUGGCCAGUCUGCUGGGAGCUUCAGUCACAGCUACAGACUUACCCAAUGUGUUGAGUAACCUCCGGGCCAAUGUGAUGAGGAACACCAGGGGGCAUUGCAGACACAUGCCCCAGGUGGCAGCUCUGUCCUGGGGGUACGACCUGGAGUGCACCUACCCUACAUCUGCGUAUGACUACGACUAUGUAAUGGCAGCUGACGUGGUCUACCAUCACGACUUCCUGGACGAGCUUCUGGCCACCAUGAAGCAUUUCUGCAGACCAGGAACGACCUUGAUCUGGGCCAACAAGGUCAGGUUUGAGACUGAUCUGACUUUCACUGAGAACUUUAAAAAUGCCUUUAACACGCAGCUGCUGGCUGAAGAUGGAGAGAUGAAGAUCUUCAUGGCUACAUGUAGAGAGUAAGAGACUGCACAGAUGGAUUACAGGCCCCGGGGAAAGUGACUCUUCUUAAUGUUACUCUGUGGAAAGUCCGGUCUGGUAACUGAUCCACCUUUUAGAUUUAUCAUAUUUUGUUUAUUCUUUCCAAUAUAAUACAGCAAAGUGGCAGUGAAUGAGUUUGAGAGUAGAACAGUAGGUAAUGUAACCUUUGAUUUUCUUUAAUAUUUUGUACAUAAAUGUGUAAAUUAUUAUAGAGAUAGAUACGAGUGGAAAGGUUUACACAGCUUCUCUUCAUUUCCAGAAUGAACAAAUACUGAAUUUUAAGUCCGGUUUUCAAGUUUUCAUCCAUCAUCAGGGCUAUGAAUUUAUAAUUAACCUGCUGCUGUAUAGAAAGCAGAGCCUUUUCACGUGUGUGUGCCUCCAGGUCAAUCCUUUCAUAAUCUCUCCAUUACAGGAGGGAUGGUUGAGAGCAAAGCAGUUCAUGUAUCAAGACCGAAACAUAAUAUACUCAUACGCCUUACACUUUCACAUAUAGAAGAUCAGAUGAUCCUUUUGCUCCAUGUUAACCAACCUAUGGAGCACCAUAUUUAGCCUAUACUGGGUCACCUAAGGUUUAAGAGGAGUUCGAAUUACACAAAUCAAUCAUCAGUGUCUUUGUGGAAGUGAAACAUCAAUUCAAUUCAUUGCCACAAAUGACAAAACUGCUUCUCAAAUGUGAGUUUUUCUUUCUUUCGUAUGAGAGUGACCUAAAUAUCUGAAGUUUUGAACUGCUCUGGGACAAAACAAGACAUUUGAAUGUGUUGGACUGUGUCUCACUAUUUGACAUUUUAAAAACAAAACCAUCCGUUCACUAACAAAGACCACGCCAAUGUGGAUUUAAAGUUCAGACAGGUUUACUGCAAAUGAAGGAUAAAGGUGAAUCGAGAUGACGUGCUGUAUGAGGGAUGAGGGGUGAGGGAUUAGAGGAGAAAUAUGGGUGAUUGAUGGAGGAGUUCGGAGGUUGGUGGUGGGGAGAAGGGAGGGAACCAGAAAGGACUCUUGAGUGGGAAAACGUGGAAAGAAAAAGAGGUUUUUGGGGGAUAGGGUGUGUGUGAAAACAAAGUCAUAGAGGGAAUGAACAGAUACGAUGUGCUUCAGUACUUCGAAGGCGUGCUCCUUGUUCCUGAAACUUGUUAUAAAACUCCAUUUAAUUGAUAAAGAAAGUAUCAGUUAUGAAAUCAAAUUUUUAGUUAUUUUUCUUUGUGCGUGUGAAUUUUUUUCUUUUUUUUUUUACAUUUAUAGGAAAACCCUUCCUGUCAUUACUUCUUGUAUUUGUCUUUGUCAUUUCCGGAUUUGUCAAAUGAGUAAAACUGCUUCAAACAAUGUGUAAUUCAUCUUACAAAACACACAAGCGACGACGAGGGCACGCUUCAAUUCUUCCAAAUCGUUUUUAUUCAGUGUUGUUUUCCUUGUUUGUGACUUAACUCCAUGUGACCACAAAAUCAUGUGACAGUAGCUCAGGUCUUUCCCACGUCAUCGAGGAAGAAUGGGUAUAAAAUAAUACUAAUAAGAGCAUACAACCUUAAUUCUCAUAACAUUCUGUAAAAUAUUGGCAUUUACUAGAUUUUAUGACUAUAAAUAUAAACACUCAACAUCCAGAAGAAGCAUUUCUGAAGUGUUUCCUGACACCAGCAGAAGUGAGAGCAACAGAGGUGCCAGAAAUGGACGGUACAGUCCCAUGGUGUAAGUUAAGGCCAUUUUCGGAGACUGUCAUUGGCAACACGUACUGUAGACAGCUGAGCCCUGAACGUAACAUCUGUCUGCACCGAACGACUAACACAAAGAAGAGGAUGAAAACAGAAGAUGCAAAUAGAUGAAAAAAAAAAAAAAACACAAGUAAAACCAAACCCAACUGGCUCCAGUAAACAUCUCACACACUCAGAGAAGCCUGUGCUGAGACCACCGCAGACAGUGUGUACAAGUCACAGCUAAAAACAGACACACAAGGUGUUAACAUGAGUUGUAACCACAGAGUGGUUGUGUAUGUACAGUCGUCCCAAAAAAGAUUUUCAACUCCCAUGAGGACGAUAGCUUGAAAGCAGCUGAUUUUACAUUCUGCAGCACGCACCUGCCAGUUGUGAGAGGACUAAAAACAUCAGGGGAAAUCAAUUCGAUACCUAUCAUGUCCAAAUUUUAGCAUUUUAACUUCCAUCCUUUGACAACUAAACCAACUUUAACAUGGGAAAAAUCGUUCUUUGGUUACACCAAUACUACAGACUGUGACGGGAAUUCACACUUGUCUUUUUAAAAACAUCCAGAACUGAUAAAGGUUGAAAACCACAAAUAUAAAAGUUAAAAAGUGAAUAUGUAGUUCGUAUCUUUCGCAUGGUCCUCUCUUGCACUGGCACGGUGUAAACAAACAGUCACAUGUCCUUGUUGAGACCACACCAGAGUCUUUGCAACUUUUAGCUCCUCUGCUAAAAAAAAAAAUCACAUAUGGUACAUUUCUGCUGAAUAUUUACAAACAUUGUUUCCAAUUUAUUAUGACAUGAAGCCAAAUCGUAGACUUCAAACUGCCCCUGGUUGGGUUGCAUUGUGGAUAAUGUAGGCGCCAGGUUUCGAGAAAGGUUUUGUUAAUGUUACAGAAGUGCAAUACUAACUAUAGCGUAUGCCUUAAAGUGGUAUAAUUCAUCGUAAUGAACAGCAAGUCUGCCGUUAUUUUUAUUAAAAGGUUCAUUGAAGACUUUUCAAAAACAAUCUGAAGACAAAGUUUAAAUUCUGUAAGAUGAAAAGUUAGUUUUUAUAUUUUUAUUUAUUUUUUAUUAAGAAUUGAACAUUCAAAAAUUCAGUCAAUCGAUGUGCUUCAUCAGGACUGUCAUCAUAUUUUGAAUGAAACAUUACUAAAAUUCUGAUUGGUGCUCAGAAAUAUGCCUGUAUCAGCUCAAGAGAGGAGAAACACUCGGACAAAAAAAAAAAAAGAGAAAUUUCUCCAGUGAAAUAUGAAAUUAAAUGAAAACAGCUUCAAACUUUGGCCAAACAUUUGUGUCGGACCGCGCCACUCAUUUUAAAAAGAGGGCCUUUAAUGCAGACUGUGUUCACUAUGAAUUUAUACAACUCAAGCCAAUAGUCACCCAGCCUAAAAUAACUGAUGUGAUGUGACGUAUACGUGAUCCGUAGCAAACGAGGUGAAACAUACAAAACCUCUGGCGUGGUCCUAUAAAGUAAAUAAGAAAAAAACAAAAACAACAACUCAUGCUUAACCCCCUUUUUAAAUGGCUAUAAUUUCAGUUCUGUUGGGAGAAAAUGUUCACAUACAUGAAAUAUGCUCACAAGUACAUGUAAAGUCAUUCACAAACACACACUCAUGAAAACAACAACAGUGGAUAUCGUCUGAAUCUGGUUUGGGAUUAAAAAUUCCUUCAAAUUGAAACAAACUAAAAUCUGCUUCCAAAUAAAACUAUUUCUUUCCUUACAUCCUAGAAGACAUGCAUAUAUGCAAAAUACAUCAAUUAGAAUAAUAUUUGUAUUAUAUACCUAUUGCAUCUUAAUAUUUUUAUGUUAUGUGUGUAUGUACAAUAUAUUAUGACACUUGUGUACAAAUGCAACAUUUUGAAUGCCGCAGAGAAACGUCUAACACUGUGAGAACAUUCUACUAAGAAAUCUGAUCUUAAACAUCCUCCUGCUGCCCGCGACUGCACUUGUCAUAUUAGUGAGGUCUGUUAGAUGGCCGUCAAACAUGCCGCUCAGGUGACAGCGGUGCGACGUGGGUGGCCAAACGCCUCUGAAGGUAAGCAGAAGCCAAGAAAGAGAAAACGUUUAUUUUUGUUUUUUGUGGCUUCCCGUUACCUGACAAGUCACUGACGGCCUGCAUACAGUGCACGGACACGUCGUACUGCUGAGAUGAGCUCUGAAACCAUGUUUGACGCCAAAGGCUGACGGGUGAAAUGACUGCAAGCUGGCUGAGUGCUGACUAGUGAUUUUGCGGCUUCCUGGGGCGCAAAAGCCCGUCUGUUUUUUCCACCGCAGAUAAAAAAGGUAAGGUACAUGUAGGAAGGCACCUCAAUGCUGUUUUGUGUUCUGAGACUGUGUACGUGAGUCAGACGAGACUAAAUGUUAAUUUUAUCAACCAGGCCUGAAACAAUCGAUCAAAAAAACUAAA
Larimichthys crocea (large yellow croaker) is the source of this 5811-nucleotide messenger RNA. It is a transcript of the gene mettl21ca, whose product is annotated as methyltransferase 21C, AARS1 lysine a. The coding region runs from base 42 to 1697 and encodes 551 amino acids. The transcript is spliced from 8 exons. The record is from RefSeq and is a predicted model, not a curated record. Lineage: Eukaryota; Metazoa; Chordata; Actinopteri; Sciaenidae.